AUGGCCUCCUCUCCGCCCUUCUUCUCUUCAAUCCUCAACAUUCCCAAUUCCAAAUUCUCGAACCCUGAUUUCGCCGCCAGAUUUUCGAUCACAAAGAAACAAUUUCCAGCUCCAAUCUCCACCGCCGGUAACUCUCCCUCCUCACUGUCCGCUCGAUGCGGUUCGGCCACCGUCACCAAUUCGCUGACCCUCGACCAUGGGAGCAUCAACGACGACGAGCUGAAAGUGGCGGAAUCCAAAUUAGGGUCGCAAGUUCGGGUCAAGGUGCCGCUGAAGGUGUACCACGUGCCCAAGGCGCCGGAGCUCGAUCUGAUGGGCAUGACCGGCGUGUUGAGGCAGUAUGUUGGGGUUUACAAGGGGAAAAAGAUAUCAGCUAACUUGCCCUACAAGGUGGAGUUCGUGUUGGACGGCGUCUUGGGGCGGGAUGGUAAGCCCGUGAAAUUCACUGCGCAUUUGAGGGAAAAUGAGUUUGAGUUUCUUGACUGA
Molecule: messenger RNA, 486 nt
Organism: Striga hermonthica
Lineage: Eukaryota; Viridiplantae; Streptophyta; Magnoliopsida; Lamiales; Orobanchaceae
Source: the annotation of a GenBank genome assembly